This is a messenger RNA of Phoenix dactylifera (date palm), 2114 nucleotides long. RefSeq names its product putative protein phosphatase 2C 73. Gene Ontology annotation, molecular function: protein serine/threonine phosphatase activity. Gene Ontology annotation, biological process: protein dephosphorylation. NCBI's taxonomy places the organism in Eukaryota, Viridiplantae, Streptophyta, Magnoliopsida, Arecales, Arecaceae. The record is from RefSeq and is a predicted model, not a curated record.
UGUUGGAUAAACCUCUAUCGAAGGCUCCGUUCCAUCGUUGAUGUGGCAAGCCAACCAGCAAGCAAAAGAAACCCCGAAAAGAAAAAAAAAAAUAACGGAUUGAAAAGAAAAAAAAAGGAAACAUUAAUGAGUUGAAACAAAGCUCAUGUUCAUGACCUGCAAACCAAGGACGCACGACAGUAAAUGCUGUUCCCAGGCGCAAUGAAUCUCAAACUCACAUUUAUGUCGCCAUUUAUUCCUCCUCCCUCCCUCUCUAGCCUUUCUGAGAUCCUCUAAGGUGGUCUGACUCCUGGCCGGAGCCAAGGUGGGAUUGGGUCUGAUUUGGAGGAAGAUGGGAGGGUGUUGCAGCAAAGGGGAGGUCGGGGCGGGAGGACUUCGACCCAAACACGAGGAGGAAGAAUUUUAUGAUGGGGAGGAGGAGGAGGAGGAGGAGGAGGAGAGGGAGGAGGAGGAUGGCACACGUGUGAGGUUGAAAGGGUCGUGCACCUUUGCAUCUAUGUACACGCAACAAGGAUGGAAGGGUGUCAACCAAGACGCAAUGACCAUGUGGGAGGAUUUUGUGGGUGAGAAGGAUACAAUCUUUUGUGGUGUCUUUGAUGGACAUGGCCCCUUCGGUCACAAGGUUGCCGGCCGUGUUCGUGAUGCCCUGCCAUCAAAACUCUCUUCAGAAUUGAAGUCAUCACAGUCCUUUGAACAGGACAACAAUGAGAGAAAUCUGAAUCAAAACAAUGUUAAUGGGGAUGACAGCGACGACUCAGAUCACUUCCAUGAUGCUAGUGAUGAUUCCCAACAAUGUUUCUCCUCAUGGAAGGCCAUCUUUGUUAAGGCCUUUGAUAAAAUGGAUAAAGAGCUCAGCCAACAAGCUGGCAUUGAUUGCUUUUGUAGUGGAACCACAGCAGUAUCCAUAGUUAAACAGAGGGAACACUUGAUGAUCGCCAAUUUAGGAGAUUCUCGGGCCGUUCUUUGUACCAGAGAUGAUAAAAACCAACCUGUACCUGUCCAACUCUCAGUUGAUCUAAAACCAAAUGUUCCAAGUGAGGCUGAAAGGAUUAAAAGUUGCAAGGGAAGAGUUUUCGCUCUCAAAGAAGAACCAGAUGUGCAUAGAUUAUGGUUGCCCAAUGAGGAUUCUCCGGGCCUCGCGAUGGCAAGAGCUUUUGGAGAUUUUUGCCUGAAGGAUUUUGGGCUUAUCUCCACCCCACUGGUUUCUUAUCGGAAGCUAUCUGAAAAGGAUGAGUUUGUGGUUCUCGCAUCAGAUGGGGUAUGGGAUGUCCUAUCAAACAAGGAAGUUGUUAAGAUAGUGUCAUCGGUUAGUCAACGAUCUGAUGCUGCUAAGAUAUUAGUAGACCGAGCAAUCCGAGCUUGGAGAUCCAAACACCCUACCUCUAAAGUUGAUGAUUGUGCCGUUAUAUGCCUGUUCUUGAAUCUGCUUCCCACAUCAACCAUGGCAACCAUGGAGGUUCACAGGAGCAGUGGAAAAUCUCUUGGAUUAUCGUUCUCCGAAAGCUUCAAAACAGCAAGAAGUGGGGAAGUCUCCGAUUUGGAUGAUGAGAGUACUGCAGGCUCAAAGAAAGAGUGGAGUGCUCUUGAGGGUGUCAGCAGGGUGAACUCAUUGUUGAAGCUUCCUCGGCUUACCGGUGUACUGAGCUGGCGUAAGAGAUCGGUCAAAGUAGAAGAGAAUGAAAUGCCAGCUUCACCCAAGAUAUAGUUGUUACCCUUCAAUUGAUGCAAACCAAUUUUAAUUAGAGUAGAUAUGUGCUUGAAGAUAUCCUCUCAAAAAGGAACAUGUACUUGAAGGUGAAUCCAAACCAUUGCCCAGGCAAACACAAUCACCAAACUGGCAUGGUCCUGUGCACCUAACAUAUGCUCAACAGGACAAGAUGUUCCCAUGAUCUACGCUGCUGGAUUUUUCUUGAAAAGAUCUACUCUACUAAAUAUGAAAAACAACAAAAGGAACCAAGUUGAUGAGCAAUAAUACCUUCCAUUUUUCUUCAUUUAUAUCACUGAGAUCAUUUUGAUUCUUUCACAGUGUGCUCUGCUUCUUAUCAGCAAUAAAAUCAGAACAACUGCAGUGUAGGGAGGUAUUAAUGAAUAUAAACAGCCUUCUAUUGGAAUUA